ACAAUAGUAACAUUUCUACAAAUGUAUAUGUCUUCCUUGAAAUUUUUAGCUUACAAGAUAUUUGGAGCAGGAUUGACAGUUGGGCUUUCCAACUUGUCUUGUGGAGUGUGUGUUGGAAUCAUAGGCAGUGGAGCUGCCUUAGCUGACGCUCAAAAUGCAGCGUUGUUUGUGAAGAUUCUUAUUGUUGAGAUUUUUGGAAGUGCCAUUGGGCUGUUUGGAGUUAUUGUUGGAAUUAUUCAGGUGCAAUACACUAUAAAUUACUAUAAAUUAAAUUUUGUGUUAUUAGGAAGACGAAUACAUCAUUAGAUAAAUUUUGGCAUAAGAUUAAAAGGGUUUUGAGGGGAGAUUUACAAGAUAGAAGGAAUGUACUGGGUGUCCCAAAAGAAAGUACUCCGGUUUGAUUCUUAAUAACUCUGAAGCGAGUGAAGCUAUUACACUCAAAUAUAUUUUAUUAGAUCGAGGAAAGGCUAACUUAGAUUUUGAUAUAUUACAGUUGUAUAUUUGUAAAAAAACUGACCGAUAUAUUAAUGUUCAAAUUUGGUAGCAUAUUUCUGGAUGUGCAAAAAAUUUGCGAAAAACGGCAUAUCAAAUAUUAACCAAGCGUUGCUCAACUUAAAGACGUAUUAUUAUCAGUAAAUUGAUGAAACUUGAUAAAAUGUUUAUUGUGAAACGAAGUAUUAUUAUUUACAAAAUACAAACAAGAUUUAUUCGUUCGGAGUCGCGUGACCAUGUACAUCCCUUCAUGCAAAAACUUCUUGUGCGUUGCGCUAAUUAUUGUUCGUUUUGUCGGGGCAGGAGUAUUACCCCAGUGACCCGGCUAUCGUCUUCUAACUUCUGCCGCGUUUUGGAAUCUUGCAUGCUCUAAGUAAAUCCAAACUCUCUGAUCCUUAGUUAAUCUUGGCAUAUUCAAACACAAUUAAACCAUAACAUAACAACAUAACAUAACAUGCAACUCCCCAGAGACAUGCAACAUUCUUGGAACAAAAUGUAUCAAAAAUAUAGCGCUGAUACAGUAAUAUGUAUUCGCAAAAAGGCAUGUAGAACAGUAUUAUUUAAACUACCAUAUUCAUCCUAUUCAGAUUUAGAAACAGUCAACUUUGUUUUGUUUGUUUGAGACUACUCAAAAUAUGAGUAUAAGCCGUUCAAGAAAAUUUAUUACCCCUUAACUUGUUUUCGGGUAUUUUUAAAAAUCAAUCAAAAACUUGCAUAAAUUCAAACGUUAGUAUCUCAGUAAAUAAUGAGCGAAAACUUACAUCUAAUAUAUCAAAAUCUAAGUUAGCCUUUCCUCUAUUUAAUGAAAGUUAUUUGAGUCUAAUUGCUUCACUCCCUUUGAGUUAUUAUAAGAAUCAAACCGAGUACUUUUUUGGGGACACCCGGUAUAUUUUACUACAAUCAAUUUGUUAACUAUAGUAUAUUGUAAUAAAUUACUACAGUAAAUUACUACAGUACUGGAGCCGGUUGUACGAAGGCUGGAUAGAGUUAUCCACCGGAUAGUGAUUUUUCGACUGUUGUCAAAAAUGCUUAUAAAGCUACAAAAUUACCGAUAUGGACCUCACAAUACACCCUUCGAUAAUUACGUCAUUUGGCCUGGGAGCCUCGCUCUCAUGAAUCGUGAGCCAAUCACCUUGCGUAAUUUACUAAUGAGAGCGAGGCUCCAAGACCAAAACGUAUGUGUGACGCAAUUAUCGAAAGAGUGUAUUGAUAACAAGGAACUUGUUUAUUAAAUUUAUAAAUACUAAAAUUUAAUCUGGUUUAUACUCAACCUCGUUCCCAGGCUCCUGGGAACGAGGUUGGUUUAUACUGUACCAAUUACAUGUAACGGGUUAUUUUAGGAAGCUAUUUUGGAUAGUGCUAUCCAGUCUUUGUAGAACUUUAUUUAGGCACGGAGGCCUGUCAUCGUAAAUAAAACGAUCUUCCCAGGCGCCGUGACAAGUAAUUUGACCGUGAUUCCAUUUUAGGCACGGAGGCCUGUCAUCGAAAAUAAGAUGAUCUUCCCAGGCGCCGUGACAAGUAUAUCUACUAUUGUGUUGCGUUAUCGUCAGAACAACGUUUCAUAAGAUUUUAAAAUUUUCUUUCUUUUUUGUAGACAAAUGAUGCCAGCUUUUCCUUUUAAGGAUUUCAGUUAUGACGUCUGUCCUAGUGUGCAGAUGACUGUACACUUGUCUGUCAGACUAAAAUUAUUGUGCCAGAUCAUUUCAUAGACUUAGUUAUCAUACAAGAAUAUUCCGUGGAUAACUUGUGCAUAGUAAAUACAGUAUAAAUCACCGCAUUAUUUAAUUUAAUUAUAUCUUGUAUACCGUGAAAAUUACUUGUUAUAAGAACAAUAAAAACAUUUGAUGGGAAAUUUACACUUAUAC
Paramuricea clavata is the source of this 2357-nucleotide messenger RNA. The record is from the annotation of a GenBank genome assembly. Lineage: Eukaryota; Metazoa; Cnidaria; Anthozoa; Malacalcyonacea; Plexauridae.